Closterium sp. NIES-65 is the source of this 492-nucleotide messenger RNA. The record is from the annotation of a GenBank genome assembly. NCBI's taxonomy places the organism in Eukaryota, Viridiplantae, Streptophyta, Zygnematophyceae, Desmidiales, Closteriaceae.
AUGCGGGACAUCUUUACAAGGCUCCAAGGUGGCGGUGUGGUGUACCCGGAGCUCGUGCAAUGCGUGGAGUUUGGGAUACGGCUGCCGGAGUCGUGGUAUGCUCUAGCGAUCAACCUCAACUCUCAACAGCCCCAAUGGAGCGUGGAUUACAUUCGUGGGCGCAUCCUUGAGGAGGACUUGCGGUGUCGGAGUGUGGAGCACUCGGAGGAGGGGGCUGGCUAUGGAGUUGGAGGUGGAAAGAGUGGCUUCAAGAAGAACUGGAAGGGCAAGAACAAGGACAACCCUAAGGAGGAUGGUGGCGGAGGCCAAAGGGAGCUGCACCUUGAGGAUCUUCCUGAGCUAGAGCUGACCAGUGACCACAGUGGCGGUGGUGAGCAGCAAGGUGCUGGUCCUGCUGCGGAAGAGGGGUUGGAGGAUGAAUCGGUGCGUGUGGACUCACCGACUCAGGCCAAGCCUGCUGCAACCGCCGAGGUUACCAAGAGGAGUGUGUAG